This is a messenger RNA of Coffea arabica (coffee), 984 nucleotides long. RefSeq names its product probable calcium-binding protein CML44. NCBI's taxonomy places the organism in Eukaryota, Viridiplantae, Streptophyta, Magnoliopsida, Gentianales, Rubiaceae. The record is from RefSeq and is a predicted model, not a curated record. Gene Ontology annotation, molecular function: calcium ion binding.
UCGAGCAGAUAUUUCCCUUGACGAAACUUCUUGCCGACUUCCUCGUCAAAUUUCAGCCACAUAAGUAACACAAGAGGGGUCAUCGUCGAGACCAAAUUUCGUACAGGCAUGUACAAGAGUUUUCUGGAAUAUUCGGUUAAAAUUAAAGAGUCUCCCUCCAGAGUUUCUGUAUAAAUUCUUCAAGCUACCUGAGCAAAAUGCAGGUAUCAUCCAAAUAUCGAAGCAUUUCACAGAAGUGAGCGAUUCUUGAUUUGCUUAAGAAAAUUUCUUCAUUUCCCUUUACAAUCUGCAACAAAAUGUGUCCCAUUAACGCCUCUAAUUUGCAUCGGAUUUUCGACAAGCUGGACAGAGAUGGCGAUGGCUUCGUCGGCGUUGACGAGCUAAUGUGGCUUCUGGAAACCAUUGGUGUCCAAACUAGCUUGGAUGAGCUCGAAUUAUUGGUCGGCAAAAAGGGUUUUCUGGACUCGAUUGAUUUCUUGUUGUUUCAUGAUAUUGUCAUCAGUGGGGAGAAUAUGGAUGAAAAGAAGUUCAGAACAAAGGAGCAAGAAGAAGAAGAUAAGCACAUGGAGAAAGAUCUUGUCCAAGCAUUCGAGGUUUUCGAUUUGAAUGGAGAUGGAUUCAUUUCCAGUGAGGAAUUGCAGAGCGCAUUAUGCAAACUGGGAUUGUUGGAUGAACAGUGUGGGAAGGAUUGCAAGAGUAUGAUUAACGUGUACGAUACUAAUUCUGAUGGGAAGCUUGAUUUCGAGGAGUUUAAGAAUAUGAUGUUGCAUUCUGAUUCUUAGAUAGCGUAGCAUACCAAAAAAGCAAACAUUACUUUUUUUUUUUUUUUCUUUUAAGUGUAAGCGUCAAGUUUUGAAGUCGCAGUCUUGCAUUUAACGCUCUCUUCGUUCGUCUGUACCGUUCAAUUCAUCCCUCUCUCGAAAGCAAACGUUACUUGUUUAGGUUGUAAUCUGUAAAUUGUACAUACCUUAGAUUACUUCAUGC